GCCGCGGGUUUCAGCCAAUGGAGAGCUUGGCAGGGAGGUCACGUGCCGCUGUUUGGCGCUUUUGUGCGCGCCCGAGUCUGUUGGUGCUCAGAGUGUGGCCAGGCGGCUCGGACCGAGCAGGGUUUUCCUUGCCAGUGGAUUGUGUAGAAUACACUGCCAGUCUCUUGUCUUCUGUUCACCAUGGCUUCUUCUGAUAUCCAGGUGAAAGAACUGGAGAAGCGUGCUUCAGGCCAGGCUUUUGAGCUGAUUCUCAGCCCUCGAUCAAAAGAAUCCGUCCCAGAAUUCCCCCUUUCCCCUCCAAAGAAGAAGGAUCUUUCCCUGGAGGAAAUUCAGAAGAAAUUAGAAGCUGCAGAAGAAAGACGCAAGUCCCAUGAAGCCGAGGUCUUGAAGCAGCUGGCUGAGAAGCGGGAGCACGAGAAAGAGGUGCUUCAGAAAGCCAUAGAGGAGAACAACAACUUCAGUAAGAUGGCGGAAGAAAAGCUGACCCACAAAAUGGAGGCCAACAAAGAGAACCGAGAGGCCCAGAUGGCCGCCAAACUGGAGCGCUUGCGGGAGAAGGACAAGCACAUUGAGGAAGUGCGGAAGAACAAGGAAUCCAAAGACCCUGCUGAUGAAACUGACGCUGACUAAUUUGUUCUGAGAACUGACUUUCUCCCCUUCCCCUUCCCAAAUAUCCAAAGACUGUACUGGCCAGUGUCAUUUUAUUUUUGCCCUCCUGACAAAUCUUCUAGAAGCUGAUGUAGGACUGUAUAGGUAGAUCCAGAUUGUAUGAUGUUGUUUUCGGGCCUAAAGGGGAGAAACGGAAAGUGUUGUACUCUUUUUCUAAAGUGUUGAAGUCUUUCUAAUGUAGCUACUUUUUCUCGUUGCAUCUUUUCUACUUCAGUGCACCUGGCGUACUGGGUUAACGGCUAGUACUGUAUUGGCUCUGUGAAAACAUGUUCGUGAAAAGAGUAUGUAGUGGCUUCUUUCAAAUUGUUAGAUGCUGAAUAUCUGUUCACUUUUAAAUCCCAAUUCUGUCCCAAUCUUACCAGAUGCUACUGUACUUGAAUGGUUAAUAAAACUGCACAGUGCUGUUGGUGGCAGUGA
Lontra canadensis (Northern American river otter) is the source of this 1086-nucleotide messenger RNA. It is a transcript of the gene STMN1, whose product is annotated as stathmin 1. Lineage: Eukaryota; Metazoa; Chordata; Mammalia; Carnivora; Mustelidae. Bases 181 to 630 code for a protein of 149 amino acids. Gene Ontology annotation, biological process: microtubule depolymerization; regulation of microtubule polymerization or depolymerization; neuron projection development. The transcript is spliced from 5 exons. Gene Ontology annotation, molecular function: tubulin binding. Gene Ontology annotation, cellular component: neuron projection; cytoplasm. The record is from RefSeq and is a predicted model, not a curated record.